CACUGCCAAUCUACCUUUGUCUCACUCUAUCGCCGCUCCCUCACACCCGCUCGCUCUGCCGCACUGAUAGUCGUUUUGUCUCACUCCACAUUGAUGCCAUCCUUGCGAUCUUGCCUCUCAUGGUCCCUCUGCCGCUGUGUCUCUUUAGCUACGCGCCAGUAUCAGCAGAAGCAACAUCACUACCAGCAGCAGCACACAGCUGGCUGGUCUUGAGUCUCUGCCCCAGCUCUCGUUUUGGCUUCUCUCUCAUUUUGUUUUUGCUAAGUGCCAACAUAACUGGAACCAGCGGCUCUCGAUCAACCUCUGCAUUGUCAUCUUGUUCACUCGCGUCUAGACCCAUCUCUUUCGCUCAGUGCUCACACUGCACGUACUUGUCUCACAUCUGCUCUGCCUCUCUUUUACGGGCAGAUCCUGAUUGCUCUCUGCCACUGUUCGCAUCGCCUGCUUGCUUUGCACCCCGACCGUGCGAAUGGCAGACAAUGCGGAGAACGCUUGCUGUUGUUGUUUCUUGUCUGUUGUUUGCGCCUGCAUGCCCAUUCCGUACUUUGUGGCCUGUGCGCUUGGUGUUUGUCACUUUGUCGUCCUUUGGCCUCGUUGCUCAUUGCUAGUGUGUCGCUUCCAGUUUUCGUGAUGUUGCUUGCCUAUUGUGGUGUGCCCUUUGUCCCCUCCUCUACCUACGCCCACGUUGAGUCCAUCUUGUGCUCUUUGGCGCUGCAACCCUGAUUUGA
This is a messenger RNA of Kickxella alabastrina, 728 nucleotides long. RefSeq lists its product as uncharacterized. The transcript has a single exon. The coding region runs from base 120 to 608 and encodes 162 amino acids. The record is from RefSeq and is a predicted model, not a curated record. Lineage: Eukaryota; Fungi; Kickxellomycota; Kickxellomycetes; Kickxellales; Kickxellaceae.